AUGAAUAACAUGCAGCGCUCAUCUAUGAUAUUCCAAGAUCCCCGAAGCGAUUCUCGAGAUUCAACUGAUAAACAUGAUGCAUCAACCGGUUCAUCGACUGAUGCAGCAGGGGAUGUGCUUUCGAAACCAAUUAUGAAUAGAUACGGUAUUGGUGCUAAGCUUCUCUCCAAGAUGGGCUACAAACAAGGACAAGGUCUAGGUAAGAAUAAUGAAGGUAUAACUGCCCCAAUAAAAACUCAAGAAAGACCCCAAGGUGUGGGAUUGGGCAUGCCAGGCAUGAUGACUGCAAAGAGUGAGAUAGAGGAUUAUGAUUAUGAAAGCUCUGAUGAGGAUCCCGCGACUGCAGCCUCUACUGGAGUUCAAUUCACUAGUAGUAAAACUCUAAACGUCGAUGUUGCUAAUUUAAACGGCUUGAGGACACUGGGACAUCUAAAACUGGCGGCUAAGCUUGAAGAUACCAUUAACGCAGAUCUAAUAUCAUAUACUCGCAAACUCGAGAUUGGGCGUGCCGUGAACGAGAUAGUAAACAUUGGUGACAGGGUUGAUCGUCUACGGCUUAGACUAUCAACUUUAGACACUGAGAUCGAGAGUUACUCCAGCGAAGAAUUGCAAGUAUUGCAACUGGAGCAAAUUAUAACCAAGCCCGUGCCUAUUAUCGAAAAAAUUAAUCUAGCAAUGGCUCUAGACAAUAGUGAGCUCACAGAUAAGCUGGUGGCUUAUUUGCUGCAAUGUGAAUUAAAGAAAUACUACGAAUCGUGGGACCCGCUCGACUUUGAUAGUACUGUCGUAACAAUGCUCAAUUCGAUUGUCGAUCUGUUGUCUUACCAAAUGGAAAGUAUGCAGCCUAAACUCAACAGAGUACAAACGGUGCUAUAUCGCUUUGUUUUCGAGAAAUUGAGACCAACCUGUGAAAGUUUCGAAGUUUCGGAAGAACAGGUCAGCAACAUGCUGCUUAUUCUUUUGAACUACGAAAGAGUGUUUGAUUUUAUUAAUUGCACCUUUUAUAUUCUUGAGGCUUACAUCAUACCUGCUUUGCGCCGUGCUAUCGAAAAAUGGGAGGUUUGCCAAGACUCCAUAUCAUCCCCGGCUCGCUGGUUCUUUGACUUUGCCGUCUUUUUGAAAGAUAAUACAUACAGUGCACUGGAGGAUGAAAUUAAAGCUCGAUUUAGUAGUUACUGUGAAAACUGGUAUCAUCGAGAGACACCAAUUAUGUCCACCGACCUUCGAUUUUUGAGAAAAGCACUUUCAUCUACAACGUUUGACUUGAUAGUCUUCGACAAAUUUUUGCCUAGGUUUGUCAAUCAAGUAUGGAAUCGCUAUUUUGAUCCUCUUUUGAGCUUAGAAGAACCAGGCGACGACUCUUUGGAUUACUUUUUUACCAAGUUUCACGAGUGCGAACCAUUUUUUUCAAAAGAUUGCCUUGAGGUCUUUACAAGGGCGAUGUUCAAUGACAUAAACCGUAUUAUUUAUCAGUGGUUUUGCUUUUCGCCCCGAAAUUUCCGCGGAGAAUCGAAAUCUUGGCUCAUUUCAAUCGUUAAUCGUAACUUUACCCAUCCAACCGAUAUUGAUAUUUGUGAGAUAAAGCGUACCCUGCAGUUCUUAGAAAACCCCUCUACUGAAGCAAUUCAUAACGAGUCACUAUCAAUAGAAAAGCUACUUGGCUUGCGUGGGGAAAAGCCAGAAAACCUCAAUCUCAGGUCUAUUCCACUAUCCAAAGUAGCAGUCUCUUUCAGAGAUGUGGUUCAGGACUACUGUGAUGAGCAUGGCAUUUUUUUCCGAAAGAUCAGUAACAAAAAUGUGAGCUUACCAGUAGGGCCUUCUAAGAAUAUUGUUGUUCCAGUUUUCGACCUUCGCUUAGGAGCAGCGGCAUGUGAGGUCGCCAUCAAUGAAGACGUACUUUGGAUGAAGGAUUUGCGCUCUAAUUUCAAACCCAUCUUUCUAUGGCAGCUCGGGAAUUUCUUGCACUAA
Lachancea nothofagi CBS 11611 is the source of this 1968-nucleotide messenger RNA. Lineage: Eukaryota; Fungi; Ascomycota; Saccharomycetes; Saccharomycetales; Saccharomycetaceae. The record is from the annotation of a GenBank genome assembly.